UUUUCACUCACUUAACAGCUCUAGCCUAUACGGCGCAUUCCGCGGCGCCGGCCGCCACCACCGCCACCACAGCCACCACCGCCGCCGCCGCCUCAGUGGUCGGCCUAUCUAUAUCCAUCAUGCUAGAUCCUUCCGCAUCCGAUCUCCCCCUUCGUUCUCUUCCGCCGCUGCCCCUUCUCAAGCAGAAUUCAUGGUCACCUGACGUAUUCCGCGAAGAAGCCUGGCGGCGGAAGAAGGGAAGCCAAAUCAAUCGUAUUCGCCGGAGCAAGAGCGUCACCGACGAAGAUUUGGAUGAGUUAAAGGGAUGUAUUGAACUCGGAUUCGGGUUCGAUUCGCCAGAUAUGAACGAGAGAUUAUCUGAUACUAUUCCUGCUUAUGGGUUAUACUAUGCCGUUAAUAAACAAUACAACGACACUGUUUCUAAGUUAUCACGAUCUCCUUCCUUGAAUUCGUCGCCGCCCGCGUCUGAAUGCGAAUCUCCAUCGUCUUCUUCCGUUGGAAGCCCACUCACCAUAUUCAAUCCUGGAGAAAAUCCGCAGACGGUGAAGACGAGAUUAAAACAAUGGGCACAAGUGGUGGCUUGCUCUGUGCGGCAAUCUUCAAAGUGAUUGACGAUGAAUAAUUGAAAAUGGAAGCAAAAACUUAGCCAAAAUUUGAUCUUUUUCUUGUUAUUUCAUCCAUCUCUGCUAAUAUUUUCCAUCAUCAGCUUGCUAAUGACUAUUUCCAUUAAUUAUAAGCUUGACUCUGUUUGUUUUGUGGA
This is a messenger RNA of Impatiens glandulifera, 760 nucleotides long. RefSeq lists its product as uncharacterized. Bases 120 to 608 code for a protein of 162 amino acids. The record is from RefSeq and is a predicted model, not a curated record. Lineage: Eukaryota; Viridiplantae; Streptophyta; Magnoliopsida; Ericales; Balsaminaceae. The transcript has 2 exons.